AGUGGAGUGUAAAUAGAGGUUUAUAUUGUUAAGUAUCCAUCUGAUUAACAGCAUCUUUGCAGGUUUAGAUCUGGUACCAGGAAGAAUAGGUGUAGAAAGUGUAGGAAGUGUAGAAAAUGAGUAAAGGCGCAGGAAAAAGAGAAGGAAACAAGGAACAGGAGGAAGGAACAGAGGAGUUAUUUUCUGUUUAAGAAAUUGGGAAGUUAGGUUUCUCUUCUCUUUGAAUAAAUCUCAUCAUAUAUGGGUGAAUUAUAAUGAUGUGAUGCAGUUGAUGCUGAUGGAUAAAUGAUUUGAAAUAGAAGACGGAGAUAAAGAGAUUUGAUACAGCGAGGAAGGUAAGAUCGAAACAAACUGAGGGGGGAGAAAGAAAGAGUGUGUGUGAGUGAGAGGGGGAGACAGAGGGAGAGAUGGAGGGGGAUUACUCCUCACUCCAGAAUACUAACGAGGGCCUUUUGUCACAGAUCUCUUUCUCUCUCCCUUCCUCUCUUCCGUUCUCUCGCUUUUCCUUUCACUCAUCUCACACACACACAAAUGCAGAUAUAAUUGUACCCUCUUCCAAAUUGCACACAAACGCACAUACGUGCAUACAAAAUCACACAUGUACACCUACAGUCACACACACAUACACAGAAAUACUCAUGUAAUUGCAAUCCCACUCUCACACACACACACACUCACGCACACAUAGAUGGGCACAGAGUCGUUUUUGUCAAUGGUGUCUUUUGUUUCUUUUAUCUCAGCUCCAAACAAAGCAUUCCUGUGUACACAGAGGAGAGAGAGAAGGAGGGAGCGAGAAAGAGGAAAGUAGAAAGAGAGAGAGAGGGAGAUCAGGAAAACAUUGAGCGCUCUUUUGUUUGGCAAAAGAAAAAGUUUUGAUUCACUUUUUGGAUUCGGCUCGCUGAGGCAGGGCGGUACAGUAAAGCUGCCGUGUUGCCAUGGAGAUGGAAUACAUCCUACUGGAGAGAUGACAUCUGCCACACCUCCAUCUUCUCGUAGCUCCUCCCCCCAGAAAGUUUGCCACUCCCAGACACAGACAGACGUAUUAAAACCCUUGCUCGGUGGGAUUUCCGGUGGGGGCGGGACUCUGAGGAAGAGGAGACGUGUUCUGUCCAAGGAUGGACGGAGCAAUGUGCGAAUUGAGCACGUCAGUGGGCGGAGCGCUCUUUACAUGCGUGACCUCUGGACAACGUUCCUGGACAUGCAGUGGCGCUACAAGUUCUUCCUGUUCACGGCCACCUUCGCAGGGACCUGGUUUCUGUUUGGGGUGCUGUGGUACCUGGUGGCACUGGUGCAUGGAGACCUGCUGGAGUUCGACCCUCCGUCAAACCACACACCCUGUGUGAUGCAAAUGCAGACCCUGACAGGGGCCUUCCUCUUCUCCCUGGAGUCCCAGACAACCAUUGGCUAUGGUUUUCGCUGCAUCACAGAAGAAUGUCCAGCUGCCAUCAUCCUCCUCAUCGUCCAGCUGGUCAUCACCAUGCUGAUGGAGAUCUUCAUCACUGGCACCUUCCUGGCCAAGGUUGCUCGCCCAAAAAAGCGAGGAGAGACCGUAAAGUUUAGCCAACAUGCUGUGGUGUCGACCAAUGAAGGUCGACCCUGCCUGAUGAUCAGGGUGGCCAACAUGCGCAAGAGUCUCCUGCUUGGGUGUCAGGUGACUGGAAAACUGCUCCAGACGUCUCUGACCAAGGAAGGUGAGACGGUGCGUCUGGACCAGAGGAACGUGCCCUUCCAGGUGGACACUUCCAGCGACAGCCCCUUCCUCAUCCUGCCCCUCACUUUCUACCAUGUCAUCGAUGACAGCAGCCCCCUGCGAGCCUGGGCAGCUAAGGGUGGGGGCUGGACAGAUCCAGAGCUGGCUGACUUUGAGCUGCUGGUGAUCAUGAGCGCCACAGUGGAGCCGACGUCCGCCACCUGCCAGGUCCGCACCUCCUACCUGCCUGAUGAGAUCCUCUGGGGCUAUGAGUUUCCUCCUGUGGUCUCCCUUUCCCCAUCAGGUAAAUAUGUAGCAGACUUUGCCUUCUUCGACAAAGUGGCCAAGACCAAGACCACGCCCAUUUUCAAACCGUCCAGCCCCCAGCAUGGCUACCAGAGCAAUGGGGGUGGGACUGUGCCUGAAGUGUCCGAUCCAGAGAAGAUCCGUCUGGAGCAGAGCUACAGGGAGCGAGGGGAGGACCGCGGCCGGUCCAGAGAGACUCCUCUUAGUGUUCGCAUCAGCAACGUGUGAGGAGAUGGUUGACUGGUUUAGAAGGGAGCAUUUCAUAGAGAGCAACUGUCAGGCGACUGUCAAGUUCAGUGUCGACAACAAACCACUGAAACGUCAUAUCAACACAGCUUUGGAUGCUGUCUUUUAGACGGUUUUGAACUUAUGUCAGAAAGAUAUUUGGUUCUCAGUAGCACCAAAUGAUUCAGAAAGCAAACAUGGAAGACUAUGGACGACUGUAUGGUCAACUUCAAGUUUGUCGUUGUCGUACAUUUGCUGGGAUAAUACUUGUUUUACACAGGUCUGACUGUAUUCAUAUGAUGGCAUAACACACUACCUAACUGCCACUACUAUUUAAAUUUGAGUGUGGCGAGCGCAGAUUCAAAUACACUGUAUACACUUUUAUCACUAAAAAAAUAAUAACAGGUGGGAUUAUUUAUUCACACUGAAAAAACAUCAAAAUAAGCAGAGGAGGGUGGAGAGGAUGGAAACCACAGUAGGCUCGUUUAGAUCUUCUCCAGAAUACUAAAUGCCAAAUGAGAAACGUACACACGAAAGGUGCAAGAAAGUAUGAGUGUAUAUUUUUUCCAGUGUAUCAACAGUGGGAGGGUGGAGUGGGGUGGGGGCACACUAUAAAGCAGGAAACACCCACAGACACUUUUGUAUAGAGGCAUAAAACUUCUACCAUACCUCCUCUAACAUACAUGUACAUGUGUUGUCAAUACACGCACAAUAUGUAUGUGCUACUGUACACACACAUUUAUUUAUAAAUGUCACAUGACUUUAAGUUUCUCCUCAUAUACGUUACAUGGAUGACUAAUGGCAGUAAUCUACGGUGACAAAACCCCCAUGCUGGUUUCCUCUCAACAGCCACAACUAUUUUUAUCUUUCCUGUUGAAAAAAAGGAGAAGUUCUGAGACUCCCAUGUUAAUUGUGUGUGUUGUACAUGAUACUGUACUCUACAGCACUGAAGCACUACUGUAGCACUACAACUAAAAUGUAGACAAACACACUGAGUAUACUGUGUUGAAGGUGCUCGGUGUACGACUGUUACCGCUCAAAACAGAAAGUUAGCACUUUAAGAACAUUUUGUACAUUUGCACCUUAGGAAGGUUAGCUGUCUGCAUUAUCUUACCAUAGGAAGAGAUGUUUUUAAUACGACUAAAAGCACUUACAUGUUGAAUAUCAGAGUUUGAAGCAGUUAGACACUUUAAAACCGAUGCCUCCCUCCUAGAAAGCUAAUUAGAAUCACUGUUUCUCUGGCUCAGUGGUUUUAAGGUAAAACUGACAAAUGAGAUAAUGUCUUAAGAUAAUCACAAACAGCUACUAUACAUGCAUGGAUGUAAAUGCCCAUUUGGUAAUUUUACUGCAAGCGCUUACAAAGCUCUCGCUUCUGUGUGAGGAAGGAGCUGUGAUUCUGAGAUACUAACACUGUCAAAUUAACAAUCCCUCAGCCCCAUUUUUCAGUCUAGAUGUCAAAGGACAUGAAGAAGACUUGUAAGAUGGAUACACCAGGUGAGUGUUGACAGAAUGUAAAGGUGAUGUUGUAAGUCACUGAUAAUUGUGAUGGAACUGUGUGAUGAUGAUGGUUAGGUACGACAGAUGAAGCAAAGACAAGAGUGAUGGAAAUGAUAUGAUAUGUUGGAAAUAACAUGUAUUUGUAAAAUUUCCUUAAUUAACAUCAAGCUGUGGAGUGUUGUUAGUAUUUAAAGUGCAGCUUGAGAGAUCAAAUGAGACAAUUCUCUCUAAAAAGUGAUUAAAUAAAGCUGAUUAUGAUUCA
Messenger RNA from Lates calcarifer (barramundi perch), 3980 nucleotides. RefSeq names its product ATP-sensitive inward rectifier potassium channel 10. Gene Ontology annotation, cellular component: plasma membrane. NCBI's taxonomy places the organism in Eukaryota, Metazoa, Chordata, Actinopteri, Centropomidae. The transcript has 6 exons. Gene Ontology annotation, molecular function: inward rectifier potassium channel activity. The record is from RefSeq and is a predicted model, not a curated record. Gene Ontology annotation, biological process: potassium ion import across plasma membrane; regulation of monoatomic ion transmembrane transport. The coding region runs from base 965 to 2224 and encodes 419 amino acids.